AUGUUGCCAUUGGUACUUGACAGGGAUUGCACCCUGCCAUCCCGCUCCUCUCUAGAAUCUUGGUGGCAUAGGCUCCUUGGCUGAUCAAGGUGCCCCUCACACUAUGCUUGACUUCAGUGUCAAGAUAGUAGUGAAGCAAGCUGAAGUCGCUCAUCUUGAAUGCGUCAGUCAUUUCUUUUUUGAACUGCUUGAUGUCAUUGCAACUGGCACCGAUGAUCACCAGGUCAUCGACGUACACCCCGACCACUAGCUGCACCUCCCCGUUCUACUUGGUGUAGAUGGCAUGUUCCGAGGGACUCCUCUUGAAUCUGAACAACAGCAACAUUUCAUCUAACUUCGCGUUCUAGGCCUUAGGCGCCUGAUGUAAGCCGUAGAGUGCCUUCUUCAGCUUGAAUACCUUGUGCUCGUGACCCGUGCUGAUGAAACCGGCCAGCUGCUCCACAUACACCUCUUCCUUGAGAUCGCCAUUCAAGAAUGCCGACUUGACAUCCAUGUGAUGCACCUCCCACCCCUCGUGCGCUGCGAGAGCAAUGAGAAGUUGCACCGUGUCCAGCCGCACCACAAGUGCGAACACCUCGUCGUAGUCGAUCCACUGGCGUUGUAUAUAGCCCUUCACCACUAGGCGCGCCUUGUACUUCGCCACGGCUCUAUUUUCAUCCCGCUUCACCUUGUACACCCACUUCAACCAGAUCGCCCGGCAACCAUGUGGGAGGUCUACUAGGGACCAAGUGCGGUUUUCCUCGAUCGACGCCAUCUCCUCCUCCAUAGCCUUCCUCCAGCUCGGGUGGCCCUCUGCUUCAACAAAAGAGACUGGCUCAUCAGAACUUACAGUGUGCAGCUCCUUUGCAAUUAACGCCCGCGACGCAAGACCACGUGACGAGGUCAGCCCAACGAUGUUGUCGAUCUUGCGGAAUCGGAGUGACGCAUCAUCGUGAUUAGCAUCCAAGUGGUCGAUGUGGACACUAGGUGGAGUGGCGAACUCCACCUCCUCUCCUCCAUCUUCAAUCAACGCUGCUCCCCCACUGUAGUGCACGGACGGUGGCGACAUCGGCUCCGGUCCCGGCGCAUCAUCAUCAAGUACCUCGAUUGCACCAUCGAGCUCUAAAGGUACCUGGUUCACAACGGCAUACUCCAAUGUGAACAUAUCGUCGUGGCUGCCCGCAUCCCCUUGCUUUGCACUACUGCCCUAGUCCCACUGGGCAUUUUCGUCGAACACCACAUCCCGUGUCACAUGUACACGCCUCGUGGUGGGAUCGUAGGCUCAGUAGGCCUUUGAUCCGUACUCGUAGCCGAUGAAGAUCAUCUUGCGGCCGUGGUCCUCCAGCAGCUUCUUGAGAUGCGGUGUCGUGUUCAGGACUUAGGCAAUGCAUCCGAACACCUUCAGAUGGUGCACUGCCAGCUUCUUCCCGUGCCAUACCUCAGAAGGCGUCAUGCCAUCCACACUCUUCGUGGGACACCGGUUCAAGAUGUAUACAGCAGUUGCCACUAUCUCACCCCAAAACCAGCCCGGCAGCCCCUUUGCCUUGAGCAUGCUCCUCGCGGUUGCUACCACCGUACCAUUCCUGCACUCGACGAUGCCAUUCUGCUGCAGGUUGUAUAGCGUUGUGUGUUGACGAUGAAUACCUUCUCCCGUGCAAUACUCCGCAAACUCAUGUGAGGUGAAUUCGCCGCCCCAAUUAGUACGGAGCGCUCCCAGCUUCAGUCCUGACUCGCCUUCUACCCGAGCCUUGAUCUCCUUGAUGGCCACCGCAGCACGGUCCUUUGAAGGCAGCAUGGCCACCCACAUGUACUGGCUUCGAUCAUCCACGAGCAGUAGGAAAUACUUGCUGCCGUUUGGUGUUCCCGGCGCAAUCGGAUCACAGAGGUCGCUGUGCACCAGCUCCAGAACACGCCGCGCCCGGUACUCUCCCUGCUCGGGGAACGCCGACCGCUUCUGCUUGCCAGCGAGACACGCCUCCCACAGCUGGUCCACCUGACCAACUACCAGCAACCCGCGCACCAGCUCCUCCCGAGCCAUCUUCCGCAGUGUGGUCAUGUUGACCUGGCCGAGGCGCGCGUGCCAUUUCCAAGCUUCUUCGACUGCCCGCGCUUCUAGGCACACCUGCAGAACCAGCUUGGCGUGGAGAAUGUACAGCCGGUUCUCUCCGCACAUCACCUUCGCCAAGAGCCGUUCGCCUGGUUCAUAGAUCUUCAUCGCCCCCUUCUCGAUGUCGAUAUGGUACCCGGCCUCAUCGAGUUGGCCGACGCUGACGAUGUUCGUCGUCAGUCGAGGAAUGUAAUACACCCCCGCGAAGGACCGGUGCUCGCCGUUCUUGCACAGGAACACGAUUGCCCCCCGGCCUUCGAUCCGCGCCACCGAGUCGUCGCCGAACCGCACCGUCCCAAGUACCUUCGUGUCCAGCUCGGUGAAAGCUGUACGGGAACUCGACAUGUGGUUCGUGGCACCCGUGUCCACGACCCACACCUCCUCAUCACGCAGCUCCUCCUCUUCAAGGUGGGCGAACACCUUCUCUUCCCGCAGAUGGAUCUGGGUCUGGGCGCCUGGCUUCCGCUCUUCUUUGGCGGCCCCUCCAUUGACGGGGACCCCUUUUGCUCCCGGGCGGCGGUGGGCUUGCACGCCGAAGCCGAUCCUCUGCCUGCAGAGUCGCAGCAAAACGUGGUGGAGUGGAGGUUGGUGGCGGCGCCGUCGAUAUGGCCGUCGUUGACUUCACGAGAAGGAGCGAGGCCUCCUCCUCAUCCUAGACGACGUGGGCCUGCUCUUUCUUGGGCUUGGAGCGGCACUUGCGGGCCUAGUGGCCCAGCUUCCCGCAUCUCCUGCACUCAUCACCGCUGGGCCGGCCUGAGUUGCCCGUCAGGCCGCCUGAUGACAAGCCCUUGUUGCUGCCACGGCCGCGCCCGCGCCCGCGCCCAUGUCUGCUACGGUGCGUCACGCUGCUGCUACCUCCACCACCAGUUUUCUCAGCAUCACGCUUCCUCCGCCGUGCCUCCCACUCUUCCUCGGUCAGGUACAGCUUGCCGUCGUGGUGCAUAGCCGGCGGUGGUUCCUCGAAGGCAUCCUCCGCCACCUUGAGCCGACCCGUCAAAUCCGCGACGGUGAGCGUCGACACGUCGAGCAGCAUCGUGAUCGCGACCACGAUCUGCCUGAAACGCUGGGGAACACUGCGGAUUAUCUUCUCCACUACCUGCGUCUCUUCGACCUUGUCACCGAGGGUGGUGAGAGUCGACGCCAUGCUGUUGAGACGCAGGGCGUAGUCGUCAACAGACUCUCCCUCCUUGAACGUCGCCGAGUCGAACUGCCGCCGCAAGUUCUGAGCCGACGUCUUCUUUACGCGGUCAUAGCCGAUCCGCAUGGUGGCGAUAGCCUCCCAGGCCUCCUUGGCCGUCUCCUUAUUUGCGAUCACCGGCCACAUUUCCGGCGGCACGGCACUGCAGAGCGCGUCGAGCGCCUGCAUGUCUUCAUGGGGUUCGACGCCCCCUUUCUCAAUGGCGGUCCAGAGCAACCGGGCUCUGAGCUUGACCUUCAUGAGCAAUGCCCAGUCGGAGUAGUUGGUCUUGGUGAGCAUUGGGAACCCGGUCCCGGCGCUCACCUCACGAAUCACCCUCUGGACCACGCCGUCCUUUCCUCCUGCCAUAGCGCGUCUCGAUUGCGCGUUCUCGAUUCCAACGGCUGUACCUUGCCGUGAUCGAGUCCCGGCCCCCGCAACCUGGGAGCUCUAAUACCACUUGUCAAAAACUCGCCGGAGAGACGACGGCAGUUAAGACGUCGCCGGCGAGAUCACCUCACGAGUCACAGGGAAAAAACACAGCAGGAGGAACAAGGAAAACUUUCUUCUGCUCUGUUUUUCCUGUGACUCGUGAGGUGAUCUCGCCGGCGACGUCUUAACUGCCGUCGUCUCUCCGGCGAGUUUCUGA
Molecule: messenger RNA, 3912 nt
Organism: Spirodela intermedia
Lineage: Eukaryota; Viridiplantae; Streptophyta; Magnoliopsida; Alismatales; Araceae
Source: the annotation of a GenBank genome assembly